AUGGAGAGCCACACUAAGAGAAAGGCACCAUCACCUCCUCCUUCGGGUGCGCUUGUAAAACGUUUGAGGGGUCAGACGCCACCUCCCACAGAAAUUGCGAUUUCGUCUGGAAAUGACCGGAAUAAAGGACUCAUCCGUUCCAUCCAAAGAACCUCUGGCCUCGAGGCACCAAUCGUCAGCUUGACAGGAGCGCACAGUGCCGAAAUCCUUAGCUGCCGCUUUGACUCUACUGGUCAAAACCUCGCGGCGUGCUCAGGCGACCGCAGCGUGUCGUUAUGGAGAACAUAUUCGCCAAAUUCUAACUAUGGACAUAUUCAGAACAUCCACAAAGCCGCUAUUUUAGACCUUCAAUGGUCGCUAACGAGUACGAAUCUGUUCACUGCGUCGGCGGACAAAACCCUGGGCGUGUCCGACCUGACCACGGGACUCCGAGUACGGCGUAUUCGUGCUCAUGGAGGUGUGAUCAAUUCGAUUGACCGUGUAAUAGCGGGAGGGACAGAAUUACUUGCUUCUGGAGCCGAUGAUGGACUUCUGAAAAUUUGGACUGGGGAGACGAAAGAUUCGGUUGACGAAUGGGAAAUCGGAUGCCCUGUGACUGCUGUAUGCUGGUCACCAGAUGGGGCGCAGAUAUAUGCAGGGUCUCUGGACAAUGCUAUUCAUGUAUACGACAUAAGGAAACGCGCCGAGGUGAUGACUCUGAGUGGGCACACCGACACACCAUCCUCUCUUUCCUUCUCCCCCUCUGGAAACCACCUCUUAUCCCCGUCGUUCUCCUCCAACACGAUCAUCUGGGACGUGCGGCCCUUCUCCCCCAAUCCCAGCCGUGUACACCGUGUUUUACAGGGGGCACCGGCAGGAUUUGAGCAGCUUCUGAGUCGAUGUGCUUGGAGUAGGGAUGAUGAAGGCAGACGUGCCGCUGUGGGGGGUGCGGAUCGUACCGUAACAAUAUGGGACGUUGAGAGCGGAAGAAUUCUGUAUAAGCUUCCGGGACACAAAGGGACUGUUACCGCUGUCGAUUUCCACCCCAAGGAACCCAUCGUGUUGACUGCUUCAACCGAUGGGACCAUGCUGCUCGGAGAGAUCGAGCGGAGCUCGUGA
This is a messenger RNA of Cantharellus anzutake, 1098 nucleotides long. Its product is annotated as WD40 repeat-like protein. The record is from RefSeq and is a predicted model, not a curated record. Gene Ontology annotation, molecular function: RNA binding; protein binding. Lineage: Eukaryota; Fungi; Basidiomycota; Agaricomycetes; Cantharellales; Hydnaceae. The transcript is spliced from 6 exons. The coding region runs from base 1 to 1098 and encodes 365 amino acids. Gene Ontology annotation, cellular component: catalytic step 2 spliceosome.